GGGUGUUUAACCAUUUAAUCGUGGGUGUGUUAUGAGUGUGUUUUUCUAAACACGAAAUUGUGACGAAGCCUCCAUAGUUUUCAUUAAUUUUUAUUUACCUAGUCCUUAUUGAAAGUUUUAGAAACUGAACGAGAAAUGUUAGCUGCCGGGUUGAACAAAAUCACCUACAGUAAGCUUCACGGAAGUAGCUUUCUGUUCCAGGAAGUGUUUUCUUCCUUGUUUCACAACUAUAUGAACAGGACAGUAGUAUUGGAAUAGCUGUACUGACUGGAGAACCAUGGAAGUGUUCCUCUAUAGGGCUCUAUACGUCUCCCUAUGUCUCACAUUUGUUGAGUCCACGGCCAACUACCAACUGUUCAAGGGGCCAAAGACUGGUGAAACACAGCGCUAUCAAGUUUGUCCUAUGCUGUCCCAGCCAUGUUCCCACUGCUUUUACUGCGAAGAUGGCGUCCUGUCAGAUUCCACUUACGAAUAUAAACAGGAUGUACUAUGUAACCAGUACUACAUAGGCAAAAAUAUGUCAGAGGCUUUUCUACCAGAAGAGUUAGCAAACAACAAAAUACCAUUGUGCAAUAUUGGGCAAGUUCCAGGAUGUGGCCCUCCGCCUCAAGAUAACAUUCAGCCAGGACUGUCCUGGAAAUGUGACCCAGGCCACAGUAAUCAACCCCACUCUGUCUACUUCUCCUGUGCCCUGAUCUGCAACUAUACAAACACUGUGGCUUACCAGUACUACUGCAAUGAAAGUCUGCGCUGGGAACUUCUGGAAGCGACUAAUUCUAGCUGUCGAUCAAAUGUAUCUGAAGAAGUUUUGACAAGCAUAGAGGCUGGUACAGCAUGGAUAGUACCCACAAUUGUUGGAAUAAUAGUAGUUGCUGGAGUGCUGAUAGUUGCAGUCAGUUGUUUGAUCUACCAUAAACGCAAAAAAGAAGAUGAACGUGUACGAAAUGGAGAACUUGAUGAAUGUGUAUCAAAUGGAGACUUUGCUCCAAAUGAUUUUUCAAACAUAAAUAAUUUGAAAAACAGCAAGAAAGAAACAGCACAGAUUGAAAUGUCAGUAAUUAACGGUAAUGACAGCAUCCAGGCUGUAUUGCAAGAUGAGCAUGAGACUGAUUUAAAAACUUUAGACUAUAGUGAAAUCAGUGGACAAGACACAAGUGCAAAUAUGAGUCUAUUGACAGGUAAAAUUAAUAAUGUGACUAAUAAAGACAAGCCUGCAAGCAAGUGCACAUUGAGCAAGAUUUUCAAAGGAAAAAAAAACAGUGAGCCAACCAGUUGCAUAAAAAUUUGUUUCAAAAUUGUGAAUGGAAAACUGAAAUGGGAGAAAUGUGUGGAUGUAAAUGGAGUUUUUGAGAUCCCAUCAGGUGCUGAGGAGAUCAGGAUAUUUAUAAACCCCAAGCAAGCAAAGGAUCUCUGUGUGGAGAAGGAAGCUGGACCAAAUACUACAGGACAAUAUGAUAUUGGGAAAACACAGUUUGUAAUUUCCUCCAAAACAGAAGAUUGUAAUGGAAAGUAUUGCUGUAAAUAUAAACUCAUUCUAAGCCAAGAAGAAAUGACUGAACAUUUUGAGAUAAAACAUUUAAUUAAAAAAGUGAACAAUACUAUGAAACAACCUGAAGAUAAUUCUAUUUAUUCCACACUAAAUCCUGGAUCUAAUUCUAUUUAUUCCACACUAAAUCCUGGAUCUUUGGUGUCAAAAGAUUCAGGUUUAUCAUCCAUAAAGGGUGCAAAGUGUAUUUCCAGUUACACUAGCCCUAAAUCAUCCAGAGAUCCAUGCAAGUCAUGGAAUGAUCUAUCUGUCGAACUGAAUACACUAGACUUAGUCGAGGAGGUAGAUGAAAAGACCCAAUGUCUUACAAACAGCUAAAAUACUGGUAAUUGUACUCUGUUUCUUGAAAGAGCUUAAAUGGUGUUGUUGAAUCCUCCUUCUACAUUGCAGAAAACGUAGAAGGAAUUUCUUACCUCUAUUUGUUAAUUGGAGUGAAAUUUGUAAAUGAAAGGUUCCAAAAAAAUGUUGGAAAAAAAGAUUGGGUUGGCAACUUGGAAUGUCUGAGUAUCCUUAACUUUUUGUUUAAUUUUUCUAAAACUUGUUUGGCUAAAUAUUUCUGAAACUUUGAUUUUGGAUGUAGAAUACCAUGACAUUGGAAGUAUGGAAAGAAAGAAAAUAAAAUUAAAAGAGUUGUAUAACAGCUCUACAACUUCAAAAAAGUUGUGACAGGAUUUGCAUUUUGACUCGCAAAUGUUAGGUGACGGUUGCACUCAAUACUUCACUUAUGCGAAAACUACAUGAGAUAUAAACCAUAAAACUUGGUAAUGUAAAAUGAACAAUAUUUAAUAAAUGAGGGUUUUCAUCAGAAAGGAACUUCAGUAUUGCCAAUCUUAUUCUUUAUGAUUAAAAAUUAUUCAGAUGCAUAGGUAAUGAGGGAUGUGGCGGUUAAAUUAGCCGAAGUGGUUUAAUAAGUGAUUUAAUGACCACACAUAAGAAUGAUAAAGAUGUGUUCAUUGCUUAAGUGGGCUCAUCAUUUAAAUGACAGGAUCUUCAUGUUUGUUGCAAUUGAAAUGAAAAUUAUUGUUUAUGCUUUGAAAAGGUGGAUACUCACCUGUGUGUCAUGCAUGUUUUGAUGUUUGCAACCAAGUUAUCAAAUAUACCUAAAGCUUUCAUUUAACUUCAUGUCUUAUCAUAUACACUUGUAAAUAAACACGCAUUAUUUGCAUGUGAUAUCUAUUUAUGUGUUUUUGUUGUACAUAUGACUUUAAGACAGAAUAAUGUAAUAUUUAUGGUCUAUUUAUUAAGUUUGAACAUAUUUUCUUACAAUAGAAACACAGCUAACAAACUUAUGUAUAGAAUAAAGUUUUGUUGAGAGUUGGUUAUGAAAGGCGAAUAUAAACUAUUUUUAGAGUUAGAAUUGAUAGGAAAUCAACAAUUUCAUUUAAAAUCUACAGCGUUAAUUUAGAUUUUUUUUGUAUUUUCCUUACAUUUAUAUUGUUAAAGUUUAUGAUUGUGUCUGUCUCAUUACCGGUACAUUGUUUGGUGAAAAGUCAUAAUGAGAUUUCUAAAUGAAAUGGCACAAAUUAUAUUCAGAUGCAAAUCACAUGUGAAGUGUGAAAACCUUAUUACUUGUUUUAAUGUCAAUUUUACAGUGGACACUUUUAGUUUUGGAAUAGUCCUCACAGUAUAUUCUAGUGUCAUGCAGCCUGUACACACUGCUCAUGUAAAAGUAUAAAAAAUACGCGUGUCUAUCCAAUAUUAACAUAUAAAACUAUGCUACUUGUAUCUCAUAAUUAUGUGCUAUAUUGUAAUAACUUAAAGUGGUUAUAUGAAAAGGUAUGAAUUGGUGUGUAAAUAACCUGUUGUAAUGUUAAUAAUUUUAUGCAAUACAGUUUUGUUUUCACUAAGCCGAGACGUUAGCAUGAAGUGCUCAAGGUGAGCUAUUGCGUCUUUUGUUGUGUAGCAUGUUGUUUUCGUUGUCAACUUUUAGUGCUUUACCAUUGUACAGCCUAAAUUUUCUCUACAAUAUCAAUGUAGUGUUAGAAUCUUAAUCAUGUACUUUUUUAAACAAGGUUACCAGGACAAAGCUCACAAAGUUCGUGUUACCACUAUUGAAAAAGCAUAUGUGACUCAAUCUUGAUGAGGCUACGUUUCAAUGUUUAUCUUGAUAUCUUCUAGGCUGAGUUAGAAUCUUGGUCACAUGCGUCUAAACAAUAGCUCACAGUGGUACCAUUCUAGAGACCACAUUGAUGACUCAAUCUUAAUGAAACAUGGUAAAAAAUAUUGAAUCUGGUUCACAUGGGUCAAAACACUAGUUUAUCAGGUCAAAUCUUUAAAAAAAAAAUGCUACCGCUUUAGAGGCCACAUUUACAACUAUUUUGAUGAGAUACAGUCAGAAUGUUUGUCCUGGUAAUAUCUAGAAAGAGUUCUAAUCUGGGUCAUGUGCGUCAAAAAACAAGUUUCCCACAGUCAAAUCUUAGAAAAACCCAUGUCCCCAUUCUAGAAGGCUAAUUUAUGACUCGAACAAAUAGCUAGGUCACUUUGAAUCUGUAUUACUUGCGUCUCGAAACUAGGUUACCAGGCCAAAUCUAAAAAAAUAUAACCUUUUGUGGGUCUUCAUUUAUGACUCAAUCUUGAUGAAAUUUAGUUGUUUUGUUUAUUAUUCAAUUAUAUUUGUUAAAGCUUAUUAUAAAUGUAUUGUGUUUGAUACAAUUUACAUUUGUGUUCCUUAUUGCUGAUAUUUCUAUUUAAACCAUGAUCUGUUA
Messenger RNA from Dreissena polymorpha, 4251 nucleotides. RefSeq lists its product as uncharacterized. Lineage: Eukaryota; Metazoa; Mollusca; Bivalvia; Myida; Dreissenidae. The coding region runs from base 278 to 1864 and encodes 528 amino acids. The record is from RefSeq and is a predicted model, not a curated record. The transcript is spliced from 11 exons.